This is a messenger RNA of Telopea speciosissima, 1612 nucleotides long. RefSeq names its product autophagy-related protein 18b. Gene Ontology annotation, biological process: protein localization to phagophore assembly site; nucleophagy; protein lipidation. The record is from RefSeq and is a predicted model, not a curated record. Gene Ontology annotation, molecular function: phosphatidylinositol-3-phosphate binding; phosphatidylinositol-3,5-bisphosphate binding; protein binding. Lineage: Eukaryota; Viridiplantae; Streptophyta; Magnoliopsida; Proteales; Proteaceae. Bases 131 to 1312 code for a protein of 393 amino acids. Gene Ontology annotation, cellular component: phagophore assembly site membrane; cytosol; extrinsic component of membrane. The transcript is spliced from 12 exons.
AAACAAAGGAAAGAUACCAGAGGAAAGCAAGAAAGAGGCUGCCGACCGAAACAGAGAAAAAAAGGAAAACGGGAGAAGUUUGUUGCUGGAAGGGAAUUUUGGGCAAAAGGGGCAUCAACAGAAAUCCUAAAUGGCAAACCAGUCAUCUUCUUCAGCAUCUGUAAUUCUCUGUGCUUCUUUCAAUCAAGAUAACAGUUGCUUUGCCAUUGGAACUAGGGAUGGAUUCAGGAUAUUCGACUCUAAUACUGGGAGAGUUUUUUAUGAAAGAGCAAUUGGAGCUUUUAGCAUCGUUGAAAUGCUGUAUAGUUCAAGCCUUCUUGCCAUAGUAGGAGCGGGGCAGCAGCCAUCAUUGUCCCCACGUCGGCUCUGCUUGUUCAAUACUAUGACUGGCACUGCACUUAGAGAGCUAAAUUUCUUGACGUCGAUUCUUGCUGUUCGUGUAAAUCGGAAGAGGCUUGUUGUGGUGUUGCAAGAAAAGACAUACAUAUAUGAUUUGAACAGUCUUGCCAUCCUGGACACAGUUGAUACUGUGCCAAAUGCAAAAGGGCUUUGUGCAUUUUCUCCUAGUUUGGAUGGUUGCUAUUUGGCUCUUCCAGCAAGUACGACAAAAGGAUCUGUGUUGGUAUAUAAUGUGAUGGAACUCCAUUCGCAUUGUGAGAUAGAUGCCCAUCGUUCACCAUUGGCAGCGAUUGUACUUUCUUCCAAUGGGAUGUACAUAGCAACGGCUUCUGAACAGGGAACCUUAAUCAGAGUUCAUCUGGUUUCACAGGCAACCAAGUCAUAUAGUUUUCGAAGAGGGACAUACCCGUCGACUAUAUAUUCCUUGUCGUUUGGACCAUCUACGGAACUUCCAGAUAUUCUUAUUGCUACAAGCUCUUCGGGUUCUAUUCAUGUGUUUUUUCUUGGAUUUAUCCUAGAUCAGAGGAGCAAAAGAUCAAGUAGUCUUCUUGGUUCAAUGAUUCCAAACUCGAUAAAUGAUGCCUUUGAACCGGGUUAUCACCAUGUACUUCACAAUGCAAACUCAGCAGGAGUCAAAAGCUAUGCCACGAUUCGCAGUAUAGACAAAGUUGCCAGCACAUCUAUAUCCCAAGUUGCUACCUCUAACUAUGCCACGAUUCGCAGUAUAGACAAAGUUGCCAGCACAUCUAUGUCCCAAGUUGCUACCUCUAAAGCUUGCAUUUCAAUAAUCACAUCCAACGGAUACUUUCAGGAGUACAGCUUAAGUUUUGACCAUCUAAAUGAACCUUUGUGGAGUUUGGAGCGUGAAUUCAAUCUAUUAACAGUAGUUCCAGAUAAUGUCAAUAACUCAUGACCAUAUAAGAAACUAGCUUUGAUCAUUCAUCAGUUCAACUGCAUUGAAGUGCGAAGGACUGACAAAACGAAGUUGAUGAAGGGAGCAUUUGUACAGAAUGGGACAUAAUUAAGGUGAUCCGGUGGUUGGCAUACAAAAUGGAGGAAGGAAGGGCUCCAAAUUUCCAGUUUAUUUAAAUGGGGGGGGGGGGGGUGCCAUCCAGACUUCCAGUUACUUGGAGAGAAAAAAGGUCAGUAUAGCCAAAAAUGGAGGCAUUGUUCAGUAUUUUUUUUAACAUUAGUCUAAGCUAAUUACCCCUCU